Molecule: messenger RNA, 1161 nt
Organism: Astrephomene gubernaculifera
Lineage: Eukaryota; Viridiplantae; Chlorophyta; Chlorophyceae; Chlamydomonadales; Astrephomenaceae
Source: the annotation of a GenBank genome assembly
GUAAUAUAUAGCUGCAUUUGCACCGCCUGACGGCUGGGGCUUCGUCAUGUAGUGCCUGGCUCGCACGUGGUAACAAAGAAGCUAAUAUUUACCUCAAAUGAAGUAAAUUAGUUGCAAUGAUUCUUCAUCCACUUACGGGGUUGUUAUUCCUCGUUCUGGUAGGGCAGCCUCUCAUUGCAUGCGCCACCAACGGCAACCUCUCAGAUGUAGUAAGGCUUCAGCGACAAUUGGACCCAUCCUAUAGACCUCCACCCAUAUGGGGCUGCGAGGAAGGCCUGCCGGCGGGCGCAUUUCAUGUCGUUGUGGCAACAUACGCCCCGGAGCCCAUGGCGCUGGUUCCAUGGAUCUGGAAUCUGGGCCUGGCAGGCGCCCAGAUCUGGAUUUACCACCGCUUGGAUUCCGCCGACCCCCGUCUCGCCUCCGCCUCCGCCGCCCUAGCCGCCUUGGAGCCCUACCCCUGCAACUCCACAAUCCAUCUGCAGCAGCUAAUACCCAAUAAAGGCCGCGAGGCGGCUGUGUACCUAUCGCACAUCGUACGGCAUUACAACAACUUGCCCGAGGGCCUUGCGUUGAUUCACGACCACGGGCCCGCAGCUAGACACUCCCUGUGCGGUCCGUUCUUCCGCCGCCUGCGGGGGUACUACGCGGGGAUACGAGAGCAGCUGCUGCGGGUGCAGUCACGGACACAUCGAAAGCUGCAAACGGAGCAGCGCACGCAGGAAGCAGGAGGGACUGCUGCGGUAGCAACAAGGGCGGAGAAAGGCGGCAGGGGCAGUUCGGGUGGUGGUGGCAGUAGGGGGACAGAGGGAAGGCCGCGGCCCGCCAACAGCACCACCAGCAGCAGCAAGGGCCGUAGCGGCGGCGGUAGUGGUAGUGCAGCACAGCAGUUGUUCGCCAAGUUCGCGGAGAGGGUGGUCAGCCUCAGCAGUGGUUGUCAGGAGAAUUGGCUCAAGGGAUGCUGCGCGCUGCUCGUCUGUUCCGAGGACUCGGAGCAGGCGGGGGGGGCAGCCGAGGCGCCUUGGGACUCAGCAGGCGGUGCGGUGAGGGCAGCAGGCGGCGCAGCAGGUGGGGGGUCAGCUACAGCGCAGGAUGAGACAACACAGCAGGCGGGCGCAGACCGUGCCUUGUUAAUGCGGUUGGAUCCGGAAGAGCAGGAGGAGG